Messenger RNA from Chenopodium quinoa (quinoa), 591 nucleotides. RefSeq lists its product as uncharacterized. The record is from RefSeq and is a predicted model, not a curated record. The transcript has a single exon. NCBI's taxonomy places the organism in Eukaryota, Viridiplantae, Streptophyta, Magnoliopsida, Caryophyllales, Amaranthaceae. Bases 1 to 591 code for a protein of 196 amino acids.
AUGGCCGGUGAUGAUCUUACCCCUCCUCCCCCUCCUCCACCUCCCAAAAACACCCCUCUCCACCCAGCAUUCGCCGUCAACAACAUCAAAGCACUCAUGCCCGUGACUCUCGAUCACGCGGACGCUCAAUAUGCUACGUGGGUUGAACUUUUCCAAAUCCAUGCUUGUGCCUACAAUGUUACUGAUCAUAUUGAUGCAAAGGUUAAGCGUCCAACGGAUGUUGAUGAUGCAACGUGGAAGAGAUUGGAUGCAAUUGUUAAACAAUGGAUAUAUAGCACUAUUUCCAAAGACCUUGUUAACACUAUCAUGAAACCGGGUGCUACGGCUCAAGAAUUAUGGACCCGACUCGAAGAACUGUUUCAUGAUAAUAAGCAUACUAGGGCAGUGUAUUUGGAGGAACAACUUUCCACCACAAAACUUGAACAAUUUGCUAACAUGUCGAAUUAUUGUCAACAAAUCAAAGUUCUUGCGGAUCAACUUGCUAACGUUGAUUGUCCGGUCUCCGAUCGAAAGAUGUUUAUACAACUUAUUUCGGGUCUCACCAAAGGCGAAUACGACACCGUGGCAGCCAUCAUCUCCCAAUUAAACUGA